Culex quinquefasciatus (southern house mosquito) is the source of this 1271-nucleotide messenger RNA. RefSeq names its product caspase-1. Gene Ontology annotation, biological process: proteolysis. The transcript is spliced from 3 exons. The coding region runs from base 1 to 933 and encodes 310 amino acids. The record is from RefSeq and is a predicted model, not a curated record. Lineage: Eukaryota; Metazoa; Arthropoda; Insecta; Diptera; Culicidae. Gene Ontology annotation, molecular function: cysteine-type endopeptidase activity.
AUGCGUUCGGUUACGUUAACUCAGUCGAAGCCGAUUGGCGCCGCUGCCGUGACGAUGUUUUCCUCGAUUUAUACUCCGGUGGAACCGCAGUCCUUCGGUAGCUACUCGAUGGAAUCCCGCUUACGGGGGAAAGUGCUCAUAUUUAAUCAACGUGAAUUUUCCAACGGCUACAGCACCCGAAUCGGAACGGACAGGGACGUUGAGCGGCUAUUGAAGGUAUUGCCGCGGCUGGGGUACGCCCGGGAACACAUUGAAGUAUUCGAAAAUUUGAAAGCAUCGGGAAUUGAGAAGGUUGCUUUGAAAUUGCAAAAGGAUGCCCAACUGCAUCUGUGUGACAGUUUGGUGGUGUUUUUUCUUACUCAUGGAGAAAAAAACGACAAGUUGGUGGCCAAAGACGAAACCUUUCACCUGUACGAGUUCAUGGAGAAGUUUAAGCCGGCAGUGAUGCCGGCAAUGGCCGGCAAGCCGAAGCUGUUUUUCGUGCAAUCCUGUCGGGGACAUAAGCUGAAACGAGGAAAACAGCUUCAAAACUGGGUAUCGGAAACUGCUUCGUACGUGGCGGAUGGUGUCGCGUCGGUAUUUCUGUCCGCGCCUUAUGCUGCUGCCGUCUACGCUGCCGAGUCUUUCGAUGAGGAAGAGUCCCCGCCUGAUAGUUUUCCAGAUUUUUCGGAUUUUCUCAUUGCAAUGAGUGCACAACAUGGUUAUUUAUCGUUCCGGAAUGAGCAAGGAAGCUGGUUCAUCCAGGAGCUAUGCAACGCUUUUGAGACCUUCAAUCCGCACUACGAUUCCAUUUUAGAUAUCCUAACAACAACCAACUGUGCCGUCUCGAAACGAACUCGCAACGUUGACGGCAGACCCGACAACAGGAAGCAGAUCGCAAGUUUCUACUCAACGCUGACCAAAAAGUUGUACUUUAAGCCGUUUCAGUACUAAUUCCUAAUGUUUCAACUCCUUAAAACAAGUUUUGACUGCUGUCACUCUUGAUUUAAUCAAUCACACAACCAGCUGAAACCAUCCCAACCAAACGGAGAGCACAAACUGAUAAGUAUUUAUAACCCACCCUGAAACCGGUCAGGAUCCGUCCCGAGAAACCGUCGUCGUCGUCGUUGGCAUUCCAUCCUUCUCUGAUUAAUUAAGUCUUUCGCCGUCCGGGGGAAUUGUUUUCCCCUCCCCAUGAUGGGUGUGGGUGGCAGAGCUAAUCUGUCCGAAUGUUAUUUUGUUGCUUGCUGGGACGGGAGAACCCUCCCCUCACUUCGCCACCCUCGUCCACG